AAAAAAACAUCACACGAUAUUGAAAAGUUGAGAUCAGAGCUGGAGGAAGUUGAAUUUCUGCUUCUUAGCAUUCAAGGUUACUGCGAGAGAUAUAGAAAGCAACACCCGUUGACGAUUGCUCCUGCAAGUGCUACGUUCAGCCAUAUCCGCUUGACGCUUCAGAAAUUAAAGCUGGAAUAUGAGUCUAUUGAAGAGAUUGUUGCUUCCAACUUUAUGGGACCUGAUAUCAGCAAAAGGCAGCGAAUUCGAUUGUUCUACGAUAGGGUACAACUGGCUUUUGGUGGGCAGCUGGCAGCCUCCUUUAAAUCACUGGAAAACUACAAGUCGCAGCUGAGCAUCAAUCUCCAGGUUCUCACAGGGUUCAAUGAUCUUGCUGUGCAUGACACGAUGGACCACGUGAGCCGAGCUCUGUCAUCCAUCUACAGUGUUCAAGAUACUCCAAGCGAAAUUACCCGGAAAACGGAGAGCUCCUUCAGACCAGUUAAGAGACUGUCAAAUCACAUCAACAAGCUGUACGUCAGGAAAUCAAUUAAAUCCACCAUUUUCGCUGAUGCAGGAGGAAGCUCUGUGUCCAACUGGAUCGAAUUUAACCUUGAGAGUGCGACCUUGCCUUUGAUGCUUCUGAGACCAAAUAUUAACGAAGCACUGAGACUCUUGACGAUAAAACAGAUAAUCCAAGCGAGUCUCCCUGUCAAGGACGUCAUUUGGAUUCGAGACGAGCUGGACGACUUACUUGCAGCUUGCCACACAACGGCUGCCGCUACACUGAAGAAGCCAACGGAUUCUAUCAAUUGUAAAUUCCCAUAUAUGAAGCGGUCCGGUGACAAAAUGACGCGCUUGCCUUCCCAAAACACCAGCCACCUUUCUAAUCCAUCAAGAAUGAGGGAAUCUAUUGAAAAUAGGUUUCUAUCUCAGGAAUCAGUCGCUGGUAAUGUUUCAGUUCGAAUAACGCUUCUCCGCAGCCUGAAUAACAAGUACACUAAAAUAUCUGACGUCCUUUUCCUUAUUACUCCUGAGAGGAAGGUUCAUACAGAUGGCCUUCUAAUCUCACUGUCUCGCCUCGACGCGUUGCAUACACCUAAUAUUCACCGCUCCAUCUCUACAUAUCCAGUGGUAGACAUCAAAUCACCAGUCUUCGAGUGUGUCAGGUCCAAUAAUAUUCAACAUUUGCGGGAGCUCCUUGGGAAUGAACAAGCAUCCCCAAAUGCUCGAAAUCUCAAAAACGAGAGUCUGUUGUCGGUCGCAGCUAGGCAAUUAAACUUUGAUAUAUGCGAGCUUUUGAUCAACGAAGGAGCGGAUCCCAACAAUUGUCGCUUUGAUGGCGCAACUGCAAUUUAUGACGUGCGAAAUGCCUUUUGGUACCGACGAACCGAUUACGAUGUCCCGAGGUCUACGCUGAAUAAAAUCCUGCGUCUAUUCAUUAGAUCGGGCUGCGAUAUAAAUUCGGCUGCACUUGGUGGAAAUCCCCUUCACUUCACCAUUAGCCAGGCCUUGCCUGGAUCGAAAGUUAUACCCGCUACUGAGGUGUCCUUUUUACUCAACAUGUUUAUUUGUUUAGGUUGCGACACUGAACAUCGCAACGGUGAUGGUUUCACUCCACUGCUUUUCAACGUCUGCAAUCCUGGACAGCAAAGUCUUGUGAUAGUAAAAGAACUUCUAGAUUUAGGAGCAGACUUCAGAGCAAAGACAAACUUUGGUGAGAACGCUUUGCACCUCGCCAUCGCAUAUUCUAUCCCAGGCUCGGUUCAUGGCGAAAGGGGGUUUCACACAUUGAAAGAACGUCUCCUGCUUUUGCUUAAUGCUGGAUGCGAUCCAUACGACAAAGAUCAACAUGGCUGGAGUGUUUCCGAUUUUGCAAUGAGCAGUCCAAUUACUUGGUUUCAAUGGUGCCUGGCCAUCCAAAAAGUUCAGGGUUUGGGUAUCGAGCGUCUCAUCUACGAUGAAAUAAGCAUUGAUAAGUUUGAUACCGUCAUCAAAGAGUCAGAAGAACAGAAAAAUCAAAGAUUGGAUGUUGAAGGCACUGGAUCUGAAUGGGAAUCGUGUGGUGACAACAAAGAAGACAAAGUUUUGUCUUUCAGUCACUCAUCGAAUUAUUGCUUGGCUUCAAAUCACACCUUCCUCUCCUGGGGAGGGGCUUUCCCCUGGAGUAUUCCUCCAAUUUGCUAUGAGUGUGGCCUGCUAUUCGACUUGAAUGACCUCAACCGAAGAAAGCAACAAGCGUUGCGUGUUUUUCAAAGUCUCGAAGCCCAUGUAUUAGUUCCUUAA
This is a messenger RNA of Penicillium odoratum, 2265 nucleotides long. RefSeq names its product ankyrin repeat domain-containing protein. The record is from RefSeq and is a predicted model, not a curated record. Gene Ontology annotation, molecular function: protein binding. Lineage: Eukaryota; Fungi; Ascomycota; Eurotiomycetes; Eurotiales; Aspergillaceae. The annotation marks the transcript as partial. The transcript has 4 exons.